AUGGCGUCCUGGAAAGAUGCAGUGGUGGACCUCGAGAAUGAUUCCCUUGCUCCAGCUGCACCUGUGGCGGAAACAAGCACGGGGAGCAAAGUGCGACUUACGGCAAAGCAAGCUUGGAAGCUAGUCUGCGCCAAGUGCGGUGUACGGGUAAGUAAGUUCCGUGAUUGCAACCGAACUGGAACAUCCACCAGACAGGACACGCCGUGGGGAGCAUACAAUGCCGCAGGCGACCCCUUCGAAGAUGGCUGCCAGAGAUGCACACGCAUCUGCCGGCAGAUCUUGUGCAUGCAAUGGAAUGUUGCCAUGGAACGGUUGGAGAACCCGAGCGAUCCAUUGCACUCUUUAUGGGCUGACAUCGAGGCCAACCUUGAUGCUGUCGAAGACGAGAAGCCGAUGCCAACGCCAGUCAAAGUUCCGAGUGACGUCAGCAACGUUACCUCGUUUCUGGAAGAGUUCUGGCACGAGGUAGCAUUUGUGACGGAGGCCGAGUUCACAAAGUACGUCGGCUGCUCACCGGCAACUUUGAGGAUUGCGCUAGAAGAACGUGUGGUGACGAGUGGCCUUGUCAUGAAAGGCGUUUACGUCCAACUCCGAGACCUCCCAAAGACAAUGGGCCUGGGUGACAUCCUGGCCUUGAGGAAAGUGAAGCUGUCGUACAUUCGGGACUUGUCACAGUCGGAGUACCUCCUCAAGGCUGACAGCCAGCUGCACCCGAACCAGGCAAAGGCUGUUCGAGCCUCUGCCUUGCAGGCUUUGCUGAAGCAGCGGAGCCAAUCCUUGUCCCCAGCGCAAAUCGAUGCCUUGCCAACCUUGAACAGUCUUCGUGAGAAGGCUUUGCAAAUCGAAGAGGGCAGAGUGAAGCAAGAGACUGGGGUCGCAGAGCAAAACGGUCUGAACCUUGGUUCGCUGAGCGACCUUCCGCUUGCAGGGACAGCGCCUGCGAGCAAAAGGCGCAAAGCCGAGAAAUCAAACAAGGGUGGUGGCAGUGGCAAGCCUGCCAGGGAUGCACCACUUCGGGAAAGCAGCCCGGCCUCGAAACGAUCCAGAACCUCCGGUGCCCGCUUCGAUGGCUCAGACAAGGGUGGGGGCAACCUCACGGACGCUGAGAUUCGCAAGGCACUGCCCAAUGACGGCCAACUUCAGAAAGUGGCCGAGUCCUUAGGCAAAGUGCCUGAGUGCUUCCAUCAUCUCGACCCGAACAGGAUGCUGGCGGGAGAGAAGUUGGGGAGGUUUUGUGUCUUGCUGGUGCCGUGGCAUGAUUUCCUGUUCGCCCAUGGCCGACAUGCUUGCAAAUCAAAGGCACGCGACCUGCUGGACGUCCUCGCUGAACAGAAGUCGAAGCAGACCUGCCUCCUGAAGAAGAGGGUUGCUGUCUGUGAUGCUGCUGUCCUGCUGCACUCGAACGCACGCAGCCUGGACAAGGUGGAGUCCAGCAAGUUGGCUGACUGUCUCGCAUUGCUGGAAGAGGAGCGCAUCCAGCUGCCAUUCACAAUGGAGGCGAGCAUCACAGAGCUGCGAUGCAUCUCAGCCAUGGAGCGUGUGGGAAAGGAGUGGACAGCGACCAGUGAGGAGGCCAUCGCAGAGUUCCUGCAGAUUUGGUCGCCUUCUCUGACUCUUGCGGACAAAGACGACAAGGAUGAGUUCAAGAUUACGAAGCCCACCUUCAGUGCUUUGAUCCAGAGGGCAACUCAGCUUACUGAGUUUUCUUGUUUUAAUAUGUCACUGAUGUCGCAAUGCAAGUGUUCGUGCUGGUUGCUGCUGGUGAAAUUGACUCCGGUUGAAGAGCUGGAGUUGGAGGACUCCCAGGGGGAGCCAGUGCAGGAGGAGGAGAUCUGUUUCCAGGCUGUGGCCAAGUCAAUGCUGGAUUCUGUGGCCAAUGAUUUCUUCGCCGGCCACAUGGACUCUGCAGCCAAGACACCCCCAAGUCGGCGUGUGCUCAUGGAGAUAGCACAGUGCUUGGCCAAUGCCCUAACCACCCCGCUCGGAGAUGAGGAGCUGCCAGAGGCCAUCCGCCAAGCUCUGGGCAUCGUUGCGACAGUGGCGAAGGCCAUCCUGGCACUGGUUGUGCCCAUCCCGGAGUACAUGGGGUCGAGUGCCAAAGACGUCAUCGCAAUCACCAACGCGAAGGCUGGCAAAGGGUUCGACCCGCAGAAUGCUCUCUAUGUGCUCAUGCGCGAGAGGCUGACUGACAAUGGCUUCUGGAAGUCCCUUGCCACAGAGGUCAACCUGAAAUCGGGCACAAACAAGGAGCUGGCUCCCGUCUUGAAGAAGCAUUGCGAGUCCUUGAAAGCUGUGAAGAAUGGCGACUUCAAUGACAUGCUUGCUGCAGUUCUGGAGUGUCUGAAGGAUAUGCCUCGCCUUGAAUCGAACUUGCGGAACAACGCAACUCAGCAAUUGAGGACUCAGCUGAGGCUUCUUGUGCAGAAGCUGGGGAAGACAACCCUGGCCACUGACAUCGCAACGCUGCCGAUCUCUGAGCUGCAGCUCUUGGUGCAGUCCCUUGCCUGUGUGCUGGACGACCAAGGCAUACGUGAGAUGCACUGCAAGCUUGAAGCAUGGAUGCAGGCUUCCGAAGGGCAGUUUGCAGAGGCUGAGUGUGAGAGGUGGCUGGCUGAAGCACUCGAGGAAGCUGCAGUCAUGAGCUUCGAAAAGUUGGCCUACCAUGUGAACAAGUACAAGCAAGGCUUUCCGGACAAAGUCCUUGAGGAUGUCUUGAAACUGAUACCGAGAAUGCUGGAAACCUUCAUUGCGCAGGCGAGCUUGACACACAUGUGA
Molecule: messenger RNA, 2775 nt
Organism: Symbiodinium natans
Lineage: Eukaryota; Dinophyceae; Suessiales; Symbiodiniaceae
Source: the annotation of a GenBank genome assembly